AUGACCAGCUGUUCGGAGCGAUUCGGGCCUGGGUCCGAGGGCCCGCGGUGUCGACCGGCUCUCCCGUGCGACUCGCACCCGUGCCCAAGGGCCCGCGGGGUCGACAAGCAGUCUUUGGAGACUCCGGGCCAGGUCCGAGGCCCCACGGGUUCAACUAGCUGUCCAGGCGACCAAGGCCCGGGUCCGAGGGCCCUCAAUGUCGACCUGCUGUCCAGGGUGCUCGGGCCGGGUCCGAGGGCCCGCAGGGUCGACAAGCCGUCCCGGGUGAAUCGGUCGACAGUCGUGGGCGACUCUGGGCCAGGUCCGAAGUCCAACGGGUUCCACCAGCUGUCCCGGGUGACCAAGGACUGGAUCCGACGGCCCUCGGUGUCCACCUGCUGUCUAGGGCACUCGGGCCCGGGUCCAAGGGCCCGCGGGAUCGGCCAGCUCUCUCGGGGUCGGGACCGAUUCCGGCGAUCGGGCCGGCCUGAGGCGCGGGUCGACAGCUGUCCUGGCGACGCGGCUGGCUCCGAGGCGGGGUCGACCGCUGUCCGGGUGACCCGCGCCCAUGCCCGAAGCCCCGCGGUGUCAACCAGAUGUCCCGGGCGACUUCGGCCAGGCUCCAAGUGCCUGCGGGCUCGACCCGCGGUCCCAGACUCCGGCUCGGCUCCGAUGCCUGCGGGGUCCCAGCUGUCCGGGCCCCCUGUGCUUGAGUCCGAGGGCCCGCGGUGUCGACCAGUUUUACCGGGCCAAUCGGGCCCGGGUUUGAGGGGCCGCGGUGUUGACAAGCGGUCCUGUGUGACUCCGGGCCGGGUCCGAGGGCCCAUGAGUUUCACCAGCCUCCCGGGUGACUCGGGCCCGGGUCCGAGGGCCCUCCGUGAUGACCAGCUGUUCGGAGCGAUUCGGGCCUGGGUCCGAGGGCCCGCGGUGUCGACCGGCUCUCCCGUGCGACUCGCACCCGUGCCCAAGGGCCCGCGGGGUCGACAAGCAGUCUUUGGAGACUCCGGGCCAGGGUCGACAGUCGUGGGCGACUCUGGGCCAGGUCCGAAGUCCAACGGGUUCCACCAGCUGUCCCGGGUGACCAAGGACUGGAUCCGACGGCCCUCGGUGUCCACCUGCUGUCUAGGGCACUCGGGCCCGGGUCCAAGGGCCCGCGGGAUCGGCCAGCUCUCUCGGGCGAAUCGUGCCCGGGUCCGCGUGCCAGCGGGGUUGACCAGAUUUCACGGGCGAUUCGGGCCCGGGCCUGAGGGCCUGCGGGGUCGACCAGCUGUCCUGGGCGACGCCGGCCUGGCUCCGAAGGCCCGCGGGGUCGACCCGCUGUCCCGGGUAACUCGGGCCCAGGAGCGAGGGCCCGCGGUGUUCUCCAUCCCUCCCGGGCGAAUGGCGCUCGUGUCUGUGACCCGCGCCCAUGCCCGAAGCCCCGCGGUGUCAACCAGAUGUCCCGGGCGACUUCGGCCAGGCUCCAAGUGCCUGCGGGCUCGACCCGCGGUCCCAGACUCCGGCUCGGCUCCGAUGCCUGCGGGGUCCCAGCUGUCCGGGCCCCCUGUGCUUGAGUCCGAGGGCCCGCGGUGUCGACCAGUUUUACCGGGCCAAUCGGGCCCGGGUUUGAGGGGCCGCGGUGUUGACAAGCGGUCCUGUGUGACUCCGGGCCGGGUCCGAGGGCCCAUGAGUUUCACCAGCCUCCCGGGUGACUCGGGCCCGGGUCCGAGGGCCCUCCGUGAUGACCAGCUGUUCGGAGCGAUUCGGGCCUGGGUCCGAGGGCCCGCGGUGUCGACCGGCUCUCCCGUGCGACUCGCACCCGUGCCCAAGGGCCCGCGGGGUCGACAAGCAGUCUUUGGAGACUCCGGGCCAGGUCCGAGGUCCGCGUGCCGGCGGGGUCAACCAGAUGACACGGGCGACUCGGGCCCGGACCUGAGAGCCUGCGGGGUCGACCAGCUGUCCCGGGCGAAUCGUGCCCGGGUCCGCGUGCCAGCGGGGUCGACCCGAUUAACGGGCGACUCGGGCCCAGGGUCGACAGUCGUGGGCGACUCUGGGCCAGGUCCGAAGUCCAACGGGUUCCACCAGCUGUCCCGGGUGACCAAGGACUGGAUCCGACGGCCCUCGGUGUCCACCUGCUGUCUAGGGCACUCGGGCCCGGGUCCAAGGGCCCGCGGGAUCGGCCAGCUCUCUCGGGCGAAUCGUGCCCGGGUCCGCGUGCCAGCGGGGUUGACCAGAUUUCACGGGCGAUUCGGGCCCGGGCCUGAGGGCCUGCGGGGUCGACCAGCUGUCCUGGGCGACGCCGGCCUGGCUCCGAAGGCCCGCGGGGUCGACCCGCUGUCCCGGGUAACUCGGGCCCAGGAGCGAGGGCCCGCGGUGUUCUCCAUCCCUCCCGGGCGAAUGGCGCUCGUGUCUGUGACCCGCGCCCAUGCCCGAAGCCCCGCGGUGUCAACCAGAUGUCCCGGGCGACUUCGGCCAGGCUCCAAGUGCCUGCGGGCUCGACCCGCGGUCCCAGACUCCGGCUCGGCUCCGAUGCCUGCGGGGUCCCAGCUGUCCGGGCCCCCUGUGCUUGAGUCCGAGGGCCCGCGGUGUCGACCAGUUUUACCGGGCCAAUCGGGCCCGGGUUUGAGGGGCCGCGGUGUUGACAAGCGGUCCUGUGUGACUCCGGGCCGGGUCCGAGGGCCCAUGAGUUUCACCAGCCUCCCGGGUGACUCGGGCCCGGGUCCGAGGGCCCUCCGUGAUGACCAGCUGUUCGGAGCGAUUCGGGCCUGGGUCCGAGGGCCCGCGGUGUCGACCGGCUCUCCCGUGCGACUCGCACCCGUGCCCAAGGGCCCGCGGGGUCGACAAGCAGUCUUUGGAGACUCCGGGCCAGGGUCGACAGUCGUGGGCGACUCUGGGCCAGGUCCGAAGUCCAACGGGUUCCACCAGCUGUCCCGGGUGACCAAGGACUGGAUCCGACGGCCCUCGGUGUCCACCUGCUGUCUAGGGCACUCGGGCCCGGGUCCAAGGGCCCGCGGGAUCGGCCAGCUCUCUCGGGCGAAUCGUGCCCGGGUCCGCGUGCCAGCGGGGUUGACCAGAUUUCACGGGCGAUUCGGGCCCGGGCCUGAGGGCCUGCGGGGUCGACCAGCUGUCCUGGGCGACGCCGGCCUGGCUCCGAAGGCCCGCGGGGUCGACCCGCUGUCCCGGGUAACUCGGGCCCAGGAGCGAGGGCCCGCGGUGUUCUCCAUCCCUCCCGGGCGAAUGGCGCUCGUGUCUGUGACCCGCGCCCAUGCCCGAAGCCCCGCGGUGUCAACCAGAUGUCCCGGGCGACUUCGGCCAGGCUCCAAGUGCCUGCGGGCUCGACCCGCGGUCCCAGACUCCGGCUCGGCUCCGAUGCCUGCGGGGUCCCAGCUGUCCGGGCCCCCUGUGCUUGAGUCCGAGGGCCCGCGGUGUCGACCAGUUUUACCGGGCCAAUCGGGCCCGGGUUUGAGGGGCCGCGGUGUUGACAAGCGGUCCUGUGUGACUCCGGGCCGGGUCCGAGGGCCCAUGAGUUUCACCAGCCUCCCGGGUGACUCGGGCCCGGGUCCGAGGGCCCUCCGUGAUGACCAGCUGUUCGGAGCGAUUCGGGCCUGGGUCCCAGGGCCCGCGGUGUCGACCGGCUCUCCCGUGCGACUCGCACCCGUGCCCAAGGCCCGCGGGUCGACAAGCAGUCUUGGGGACUCGGGCCAGGUCCGAGGCCCACGGGUUCACCGGCUGUCCCGGGUGGACCAAGGCCCGGGUCCGAGCCCUCGGUGUCACCCUGCUGUCCAGGGCCUCGGGCCGGGUCCGAGGGCCCGCAGGGUCGACAAGCCGUCCCGGGUGAAUCGUGCCCAGGUCCGCGUGCCGGCGGGGUCAACCAGAUGA
Messenger RNA from Sus scrofa (pig), 3837 nucleotides. NCBI's taxonomy places the organism in Eukaryota, Metazoa, Chordata, Mammalia, Artiodactyla, Suidae. The record is from RefSeq and is a predicted model, not a curated record.